UUCUUAGUUGCCACUUCAUUUUCCUUCCUUGAAUUCUCUCUAUCACUAAAUCAUUGCUUCAUUAAACAAACUUGAAAAUUCACAAAUGGGAAGACACUCUUGCUGCUACAAGCAGAAGCUUAGGAAGGGACUAUGGUCACCAGAAGAAGAUGAAAAAUUACUAAGGCAUAUAACAAAAUAUGGCCAUGGAUGCUGGAGUUCUGUGCCUAAACAAGCAGGUUUGCAAAGAUGUGGUAAGAGUUGCAGACUUAGAUGGAUUAAUUACUUAAGACCUGAUUUAAAAAGAGGAACAUUUUCUCAAGAUGAAGAGAAUCUCAUUGUUGAACUUCAUGCAGUAUUAGGCAAUAGAUGGUCUCAAAUUGCGGCGCAAUUGCCGGGGAGGACUGACAAUGAAAUAAAGAAUUUAUGGAACUCUUGUUUGAAGAAGAAACUGCGGCAAAAAGGUAUAGAUCCUGUAACUCAUAAACCAUUGAGUGAGGUUGAGAAUAAUGGAGAGGAAAGUUCCAAGAGUCAAGAGAAAGCCCAGCCGGAGCUAUUGUUAUUAUCCUCGAAUGAAUUGAACCUUUUGAAAUCGGAGAGUUCUAAAUCAGAUGCAGCUUCUAGCUAUGAUCAGAGAACGUCAUCUUCGAUUUCGCCGAAAGAUUAUGCGCUAGAAAUAGAAGGCUCUUGCAACAAAGAGUUUUUCAUUGACAGGUUCAUGAGUUCCAACUCUCACCACUCGGAUUUGAUGGGAAAUUAUCCGAUUCAGAUGAGUUACGCCAGCAACGAAAAUGAUAGUAACCAUUGGUUUAACCAAUCUGGAAAAACUUAUGAUAUGAAAUAUUCUGAUCAGUUUCAUUUCAAUUCUGCUACGGCUGCAACAACUAUGUUUCUUCCUAAUUCCUUUUGCUGCAACAAUCCGCUCGAUAUUCCUCCAUCAGAAAAUGUUUCUACCGAGAUGAUGAAAAGUGAUAGCAAUACAUUAAACUUGCAAAACAACAACUUUUCUUGGGGAGGAUUGAUGGAAAAUCAUCAAACCGAAGAAGCGAAGUGGGAUAAUAAUAAUAAUAAUGAUAAUGAUAAUGACUACUUUCAGAAUCCUAUUUUAAUGUUGGCUUCUGAAUCUUUAUGCAACGAGAUAAAACCGCAAAUGAAUUUGUUACCGGAUAAUUUCGGGACUAUUUUGCCUCAUACAAAGCAAGAACAAUCACAUACACAACAAACUUCUAAUAUCUUUUCUAAGGAUAUUCAGAAACUCAGAGAAGCUUUUGGAGAUAUGUGAGCAUGAUUUGAGGAAAAGGAAAAUAUUCAUGUGUUGUUUUCUUAGUACAGGUGUGUGAAGCAACUGAUUUUGUUAUUGUAUAUAGGUAUGUGAAUCUGAUACCAAAAAAAAAAACUAUUUGAUUUUCAACUUUUUUUUUUUGCUUUGUUGAUAUUUGUGAGCCAACAUUUUUUUGAACUUUUUUUCUUUUGUGAGUGUGGGGUAGAAUUGGUGAAUAAGAAAUUCUUUGUUGUUUUCUUUCUUUCUAUAUACUCUUUCUUUGAUA
Molecule: messenger RNA, 1526 nt
Organism: Lathyrus oleraceus (garden pea)
Lineage: Eukaryota; Viridiplantae; Streptophyta; Magnoliopsida; Fabales; Fabaceae
Product: transcription repressor MYB6
Exons: 3
Coding region: 86-1261 (391 amino acids)
Source: RefSeq, a predicted model, not a curated record